UAGGUACACGUUUGUGUAGUUCAAAUGUGUUCGUGAGAGCGAAAACUGAAAACAAAUCUAGCUGUACCUGCUCAUUGCAUUGUCAGUGGAUUCAGAGUGAAACUGUUGCGAGCAAACAUCGGUCCAAAUUGAACGGAAAGAACUCUAGAGCCAGUGAUUUCAAGGUGAAAUAGACAUUUGGGCUGAGAUCUAGCCGUUUCAACGUAGCAAUGAUGCUUGCCAAUCAGUUCAUUUGUGUGGUUAAAGAGUGAAGAUUUUAUCUGAGCAAGAGUAUUGCUAUCUGGUGAUUAUUGAUUUUCAGCGCUAGCACAAAUAAAGAAGAUCUGUGACGUGUGUGCGUGUGUGUGUGGUGUUUCGCAUCCAAAAAUGGACCCCUCGUUGGUUAAUCCGGAAAUGACAAUACGAAAAAAUCUAUACUACGAAUGCAGUACAAACGUUAUGUAAUUUCCCUUGGAGCAGUAACCUGGUAACAUACAUUGUGUUGUUGUUACUGGGUUGGAGUAAAAUUUGCGUUUACGGUAGCUUUGGAACACUUGCCCCGAAACCGGAACGUGAAUCCUUCUGGAUUAAACUUAGAGAGGGAGUGCGGACAUUUGUGCUGGUUUUGAACUAAGCUUGGCAGAACAAACAACGAGUCUACGCAUUUGAUCUGUGCUUUCGUCGGCCAGUGGAUUGUAAAGAUUGCCCAGCAGCUAGCGCGCUUACACAAAUCGCACCACGCAGCCGGGUAUGUUUAAUGGACACAGGGAGCCUUGUAAGCGUCGUCUAUGGCCGAAUCCGUUGGUAAGCAAGUGCUCUCUGCAGUGACGGAGGGGCAUCAUCAUCUACAGCAACAACCAACAAAGCAACAAACGAAGGAUCAGCAACAUCAACGAAAAGACGUCGCCGUCGGUAGCUGUAGCUAUACAUAUAAUAGUGAAAACCGUCGUUCUAGAGCAGGAAAGUCGUCAAAGGGGGAAGUAGCCAGAAAUAGUUCAUCCUCUACACGGGAGUUAUCCGGAGCAGUCGCACAAGCACAAUCCUCUGCAAAGCAAGAGUGUUCCGAUUCGGCUGAUAAAGCAAGUCAACCUCGUAGUAGCGUAAAACGAAAGCACAGCUUACCACUGAACAGUGCUGCCGAUCCGCCACACGGCACCUUUUCAGCUGAACAUCUAUCCGUGAAACGGCAGUCAUUGAAUACUAAAGUAACAGCCGGUCAGCAGUCUGGGGUUGCUGCUGUUCCAGUAGCCUACCGUACACGGUCGCGUACUACUUCUAAAGAGCUUGUGUUCACCGCGGCCAGCAAUAGCAGUUUGGUAAGCUCAAGUAACACAGCUGAGCAGGGGUUUGAUUUCAGAAACCAACAGCAUCAAGCAUCUGGAACGCCUUCUAAAAUAGUAGACGUUCGAAAUAAUCGCAGCAAAUCAUCUACCAAAGUAGGAGCAUCUUCAUCAAAGGGAGGAGGUACCGGUUUCGGUCCUCAUGAAAGUACAAAGACAACAAGCAAUAAUAUAAUAUCCGAGCGUAAUACAACAUCUGAUCGCAGCAGUUCGUCAACGUCAAUUCCUUCCUCUGCAUUGACAGUCGAAAAUAACAUAACGCCUGUAAUUGGUGCCCCUGUUGAAGCUCAUCAACCAAAGGCGAAGCGGGGUUCCCUUGUCAGUGCAAGUAAUCGGGUUAACGGGGAAGACAAAAGUGUCUGCACUACCUCAUCGCUUGCCUCUUCGUCUCGUGCAAUAAGCAAGAACAAGGGGAGAAAAUCCGGCGGUACCUCCUCGUCUUCGACGAAGAUUUUGCGUAAAAUUGCAGAUCGAAAAAAUUUACUCGUAGAAGAGACUAAACCCGUGUCAAAGGCAAUUAUAAAAUCAGGCCAACGACGCACUAAAGGUGAUCGCAAGUGGCACCAAGAAACAGCAUCUGUUACUACAAGUCCCUCGUCGUUAAGUGCUUCUACAGUAGAGCCAUCAACGGUCGAAGGAUUAACAAUUCGAAACUUGCGUUCUCAUCAGCAUAACCAACAACAGCAGCAACAGCAUAUAACGCUUACUGCGACCGUAAACGAACUAGGAAUCGUCACAGGUGCGCAAGUAUCUUCAAGCGCAGUACCGUCUGCAUCAACUUCGUCGUAUUCAGCUUCUACUUGUUCGACAGGCGGUGCGCAAGUGCCCAAAAAGCGCCAGAAAGUGGGGGGGGAUCAUAAUAAUCAGCAUAACUACCACCACCACCAGCAAUAUCAGCAGCAGCACCCCAAUCUGGGGGCAAGACUAGCGGCACGUAGUAGCGGAAGUAGAGAGCAGCAGCAACACAAUCAUCAUUUACCGACUACAGUUAGUCUACAGCAUUACCAGCAACAGCAGCAGCAGCAGCAUCAUUUGGUAGUCCAUCACCAUCAAGGUCAGCAACCGUUGCCGCAACACUACACGCUACAUUCCCAGCAGAUAUCUCAUUUUUCCACACAGCAACAGCAACACUUUCAACACUACCAGCCACAGCAUCUGCAGGCGCAUCCUCAGCAACUGCUUCAUCAACAGCAGUUUGCUGUGGGCGAAUCGAGUGGCUUGCAUCUGCCGCACCAGUACGAAGCAGGAGCACCGAGUAGUACAUCUGUACAGCAAGGGCGUAGCAGUGGAAGUGUUGGAGGUUUACUAAGACGCAGUUCUCGGGGCAAGAGUUCCCAUUCAUCCGCAACCACGGGGUCUUGCGUUAGCUCAAAUCCAACCAACAAUCCCUACCACCAACCACAAUCGCAAUCCGCGUCAUCAUCGUCACGGUCCGGUAGCCAUCAUCAUCAUCAUCACCGAGGUGGUGGUGGUGGCGGCGUAGCAACCGGUGCCGUACAUUUGAGCAACGCGGCCACGGUGAUCGCCGGCACUUCCUCGUCGAAGGGCAGUUCAUCGAAAGGGGCGAUCCUUUUGGCGACCAGUUUCGACGGAACAGGCGCAGUAGGGGGAAUCGGUGGUGGUAGUGGAAGUGGUCCCUCUACCUCGAAUGCGAUGGCCAACGAUGGUUCUCGUAAUAAUAACAAUAAUAACAACAGUGGCAACGAUGGAGCGAAUGCACAACAACAGCAGCAGUCACAUCCGUUUAUAAAGCUAACAAAGGCCGCCCUGGGUGGAGGAGGGUCAUCAUCGGCCUCCUCUUCUGGAGGAGUGCCUCCGCAUCAGUCCACAUCUUCGUCCACCAUACCGGACGUGAACAUGUUGCAUUCAGCUGGAACAACGGGAGCUGGCACUACCGCUUCUACAUCUUCGGGAUCGGGUGCGGCGGGCAGUUCGGGCGUCCCACCCCAUCCAGAUUCGGAAAGCGAUGACAGCGAAGUGGGCCGACUGCAAGCCCUACUGGAAGCACGUGGUCUUCCGCCUCAUCUGUUUGGAGCGCUUGGGCCACGGAUGCAUCAUCUACUCCACCGGACAAUGGGAACAAACAGUAGUUCUUCGAAGGCUCAGCAGCUGCUCCAAGGGUUGCAGUGUCCUGACGAGAGCCAGCAACUGCAAGCUGCCAUCGAGAUGUGCCAAAUGUUGGUGAUGGGCAAUGAGGACACAUUGGCCGGAUUUCCCAUAAAGCAGGUAGUACCGGCACUUAUAACGCUGUUGCGAAUGGAACACAACUUCGACAUAAUGAACAACGCGUGUCGCGCUCUUGCUUAUAUGCUAGAAGCUUUGCCACGCUCAUCCGGGACGGUUGUCGAUGCAAUACCUGCGUUUCUCGAAAAGCUGCAAGUUAUUCAGUGUAUGGACGUGGCGGAGCAAAGUCUUACGGCACUUGAGAUCCUUUCGCGGCGACACAACAAGAGUAUCUUGCAAGCGAAUGGCGUCUCAUCGUGUCUCACUUUUCUGGAUUUUUUCUCAAUCAAUGCGCAACGCGCUGCGUUGGCCAUCACGGCUAACUGCUGUUUAAAUUUACAUACGGAAGAGUUUCACUUUGUAAAGGAAUCGCUGGCGUUACUUGCCCGAUUACUCGCACAACAAGAUAAGAAGAGCGUAGAAAGCAUUUGUACGGCGUUUUACCGAUUGGUGGACAGUUUCCAGCACGAUCAAGCCGUACUACAGGAAAUAGCCAGCAUGGAAUUGCUAAAGAACUGUCAGCAGCUGCUAGUAGUAACACCCUCCGUACUGAACAGUGGCACUUUCACAAAUGUUGUGCGUAUGUUAAGUGUAAUGUGCGCCAACUGUCCAGAUUUGGCUAUUACGCUCUUAAAGAACGAUAUCGCUUCGACGCUACUGUACUUGCUGACGGGAUCUGCGGAAUCUGUUACGUCCGAUGUGGAAUUAGUUCCUCGUAGUCCGUCAGAGUUGUAUGAAAUCACCUGUUUGAUAGGUGAAUUGAUGCCUCGUUUACCAACGGAUGGAAUUUUCGCUGUAGAUGCUCUGCUCGAGCGGCCGCAACCGACUGUACAGGAUGCGGUCCAAUGGCAAUGGCGUGAUGAUCGUGGGGUCUGGCGACCGUAUUCAUUCAUCGAUUCACGUAUGAUCGAAGCAGCUCACUUGAAUUCGGAUGAUGAAAUAAGUCUUAGCACGCUAGGACGCACGUACACAAUCGAUUUUCAUUCUAUGCAGCAAAUAAACGAGGACACCGGAACGACACGGUCAGUACAACGGAAGAUAAACCACCAGUUGCUUGCUCAGCAGGGUGCGGCAGCUGCUGCCGCCGCAGAAGCAGCAGCGGCAGUAACUGCGCCAGUCAUUGUCACCCCACCAACAGCCAGCGGAAGUGCCGUUAAAGCGGUAUCAGCAGAGUGCAGCGCUAUCAUGGGAAGUGUGGAGAACGCAACAACGUCCACAGCCGUCGCAGUUAUUGGUACAGGAUCGUUAAAUCUUGCCACUAGGCCUCCGAAUGCACAGCGUGAUGCUCGAAUUGCUUGCUUAAAGGAGGAACGUGGUUUGGCUGCUGAGUUCAUUCGCAACCUGUUCUCAGUGCUAUACGAAGUGUACAGUUCUUCGGCUGGUCCCUCAGUGCGAUACAAGUGUCUCCGUGCUCUAUUAAGAAUGGUAUACUUUGCUAAUGGAGAUUUGUUGCGAGAUGUUUUGAAGAAUCAACUUGUUUCAUCACACAUCGCCGGUAUGAUGGCUUCGAAUGAUAUGCGCAUUGUAGUCGGUGCGAUGCAGAUGGCGGACAUUCUGAUGCACAAACUACCGGAAGUAUUUGGAAUGCACUUCCGCCGAGAAGGCGUGAUGCAUCAGUUCAAACAAUUAACCGAUCCGUCGAUACCGAUCUGUGCGGCACCGUCUCCAAAAUCGGCUGGAGGAACGCAAAGUGCGCCUGCUUCUGCCACAAUUCAUCCGGCGGGCGGAAGUAGUGGUGGACAGACGUUUGAUUUUGAUAGCAGUGCCAUCGCGUCCAGCUCGAAGGUCGGAGGAGGUCAGGUUGCAAUAGCAAUCGGUGGCAAUGCUGGUGGAUCGCACGUGAAGAACCUUUCUUCCGCGAUGAUGAUGGCCAGCAGUAAGAUGAGUUCUCAUCAUCAUCAUCAACAUGUUCCCCACCAUCACCAUCUACCACAGCAAUCUGUUUCGUCAGCAGCAGGUGCGAUGGCCAUGACCAGCAGUAGCAACAAUUACACUACUGCAUCUGCCUCUGCGUCUGCCAUAAAUCUAAACAAACCAUCCUCGAUGCGACAACAAGCCGCGGUACACCAUCAUCAUCAUUUGAUGAAUUUGAUGCCGCACUCCGUCGGUGGACAUGUUUCUGUCCCUGGUCAGCAUUUGCCAGUGGCGAAUUUGCAUCACCAUCUCGAUGCUGGCACUAGUGGAGCUACUGUGCAACCUGUAGUGCAGCCUACCCCCGGGACAUCAAUUGUAACUGCCACAGUCACAACAACGGGCAAUGGAAACAUUCUGUUGAAUGCUAUCUAUAACUCAGCUGCUGCCGCUGCUAUGAAUCCGAUGAACCAUCAUCAGUCCCACCCUCAGGCUCAUUCUCAUCCGCACGCUGUCCCACAGCAUCAGAGCAAUCAUCCCCAACAACCGACCGGUGCAUCUGUGGCACAUAUGUAUCAAUCAACACAACACUUUUCCGAUGCUUUCACUGGUUACAAUGUUGCCGUGUCCAAUCAAACCAACGUUGCGCUUCUAACGGGAACCACUGUCGUAGGAACCAGUGCAGGGACAGCCGUGGUCAGUAACAGUAAUACGGGAAUACAUGGAGUAGGAGUAGCGCAGGGAAUUGUGGUUUCCCCGAACAACAGCUCCCCAGCUACAAAUACGGGACAUCAUGCUUCCCAUGAGGGUAGCAGUAGCAGCAACGGUAAUAAUGCGGGUCAGUUAAAAAUGUCGGACAUUUUGAAGCGAAAGGUUCCACCUAAGCGGAAAUCGCAGGGUAGUUCUAAAUCUAAGUCACGCCACGACGACGCCCACACGUCAGGUGGAGCAAGCUCUUCCUCUGUUGGCCAUGGUGCCACAUCCCUCUCCACUGGAAGCGGUGUAGCUAGUAAUAGUGGAUCAUCUGGCGGUGUGUCAUCCGUAAUGCAAGAAUUCAUCAACAAGGCAACCACAAUGGGAACAAGCUCCACGUCGUCUGGACGCCACACACCAGCUUCCGGUUCAGGAUCUUCUCGUUCGCGGUUUACAGGUGCGUCAUCGAAAACGACUUCUUUCUUAGCAUCACUGAAUCCAGCCCGCUGGGGUCGGCAAUCGUCAUCCUCUUCGUCAGCGUCUACGUCCCAUAAUGCUUCCUCGUCGGGAUCUGGCUAUGGCAAGGAUGGUAGCAGCGGAAGCUCGUUAAACAAGAGCCAUUCGAAUUCAAACCUGAUUGCGGCUGGAAAUCGUGAAAAGGCUCGUCAGUGGAUUCGUGAUCAGGCCGUACUGUUUGUAAAUCGUUAUUCCGCAGAUACAACAAGCGGUACGGCAGAAGGUGCAAGUGGCAUAGGUGGUGGUGCCCUCGAGCAGCAUCCGGCCUGUACAAUCCUGAUCCGGCUUACUGAUGCCAUACGCAAACUGGACGGUCGUAGAGACGAAUGUUUAAAUGCACUGCAGGAACUGCGGGACAUUUUAAUGGAAAGCGACAUAUCACCGUUCGAGGUGAAUCAUUCCGGUUUGAUUCGGGCGAUGUUGAACUACAUGGCAAAUGAUGAAAAUCCGCUGGUGGAACGAGCGACACGUUUACGUAUGUUUUUGCACGUGUUUGCCGGAUUGCCGUUGGAUGCUAACUAUUCCCACGUGGGAACAGGUAUGCCAGCAGGUAUGGACGGGGCAGCUUUUAGUGCUCUUGUGGCAAAGUUGAAUGGAUGUGUCACACAGCUCGAACAAUUUCCGGUGAAGGUGCACGAUUUUCCUGCUGGCGUCGGCGGACGAUCUAACACAAGUGCUCUUAAAUUCUUCAACACACAUCAACUGAAGUGCAAUCUUCAACGCCAUCCAGAAUGUACAAAUUUGCGCCAAUGGAAAGGUGGUACAGUGAAAAUCGAUCCUCUAGCGUUGGUGCAGGCCAUCGAAAGAUAUUUAGUAGUGCGAGGUUACGGUGGAAUCCGCGUGGACAGCGAAGAAGAUUCGGAAGAGGACAUUGAUAAUAUUGAUGCUGCGGCCAUGAUAUCUAUGGGCGGAUUGAAACACAAGCUACAGUUUUUGAUCGGUGAACAUGUGCUCCCAUACAACAUGACCGUGUACCAAGCCAUUCGUCAGUACUCGCCAUUGGUAAAUGAUCAGUCGGAGACGGACACCGAUACCGAAACACCGAUAGGAAGCGCCAGUAUUUGGGUGCAGCAGCAUACCAUUUACUAUCGUCCCGUCGAGGAAGAAUCGAGUGGUUCCAACAAGGGAGCAUCGGGAUCAUCGCGAAAAAAUAGUAAAAAUUCAUCGCAAUCGAAACUCAUGCGCAGAAAACCGGAAUUCUGGAUCGAUGGACAAGUGCCGGCCGUUGUGUCUCCGCUUGGACCGUUUCUUACUUCAAAACUGCCGGAUGUAGUAACAGUACAAGAUGCCUCACUCGACGCACUCUGCAUGCUGCGUAUAAUAAACGCACUCAAUCGGCAGUGGGCGACUCUUUACUUUUCGGUACCGCACAUACCGAUUGUUCCACAGGCUGAUUUCAUUCACUCGAAGAUUGCAGCAAAAGCAAGCCGUCAGCUGCAGGAUCCGCUAGUUAUCAUGACAGGUAAUUUACCUCAAUGGCUGCAACAGAUUGCGGUGGCAUGUCCGUUCCUUUUCCCCUUCGAAACGCGCCACCUUCUUUUCUACGCCGUUUCAUUCGAUCGAGACAGGGCACUCCAGCGUCUGCUCGAUACGACUCCUGAUCUCAAUUCGGCCGACACGAGCGAACGCGUAACUCCACGUCUAGACCGUCGGAAACGGGCCAUUUCCCGGGAAGAUAUACUGAAGCAAGCAGAAUCGAUUAUUCAAGACUUUGGUCACUCGAAGGCUUUGCUGGAAAUUCAGUAUGAGAAUGAGGUCGGUACCGGACUGGGGCCUACGCUCGAGUUCUAUGCGCUGGUUUCAACGGAACUGCAACGCUGUGAUUUAGGCUUAUGGAACGAUAGUGAUAGCUAUAAAAACAAUAACCAACAAUCGACCUCGAUUGCGGACAACAUUGUCAAAUCAUCGAUUGGUGGUGGAGGGCUCGAGGACGCAAGCUUGGAUACGACCACAACAGCAACAACGAUGACACUCGUGAGCAUGACGACUACCCGUUCGUCGCUUGGAUCAAAUCGUGGCAGCGAGGAGGCAGCCAACAACAGUGUCAGCGGUGUCAGCGAUGAUAACAGCAGCUUCAUAAUCAGCAACGAUAAUUCAUUAAACAUGCUUAUUGAGCAAUCGGAUCAUCUAUUACAACUGAAUCCGCAACAGGCUGAACUGGAGAACAAUUCCACACCACCGCCGGCCUUACCUCCUUCAUCUUUUGCCGAUGUGGAAGGAUUGAUGAUAACACCCUUAUCGGGCGUAGGUAUAGGAGGUACAACGGAUGGUACCGGUAGUCUGGCUGUUACUGGUGGUGGAGCCAUUUCGUACGUAAACGCUCCUAGAGGAUUGUUCCCGAUUCCGCUCAGCAAGACAGCGAAAACAUCGCAGAUUUCCCGCUUGAAGCACAAGUUCAAGUUUUUGGGCAAAUUUAUGGCAAAAGCAGUGAUGGACAGUCGAAUGCUUGAUUUGCCUUUUUCUAUUCCGUUCUACCGUUGGAUGUUGAGCGAGGAAAGUUCUCUCGGUUUGUCUGAUUUGGGCCAGAUUGCACCAGAAGUGCAGAGCACAUUACUCCGUCUGAACGAAAUCGUGAAGCAGCGAGACCAGAUCCAGGCAGAUCCGAAACUUAAUGCCAUGGUAAAGACUGAAAAGAUUGAAGCACUUGAUUUGGAUGGAUGUCCAAUUUCGGAUUUGGGUCUAGACUUUGUCCUGCCUGGCCAUCCAAACAUCGAAUUGCGUCGUGGUGGACGUGAUAUGGCGGUUACGAUCAGCAAUCUCCACCAAUACAUUUCCCUCGUCACGCACUGGUUUUUGGCCGAGGGAGUAUCACGUCAGUUUGAAGCACUUCGCGAAGGCUUUGAUACUGUGUUCCCAAUGAGUCGUUUGCAAAUGUUCUAUCCGGAGGAACUAGAAAACGUUUUCUGUGGCUCCGGUAUCGGUGGAACAAAUCUGCAACGCUGGGAUGUUCGAAUGCUUUCUGAAAGCUGUAGGACGGAUCAUGGUUUUAGCCAAGACUCGCCGGCAAUUCAAUUUUUCUACGACAUUCUCGCUACGUACAAUCGGGACGAACAGCGGCUGUUUUUGCAGUUUGUUACCGGUAGCCCGCGGUUGCCGACGGGUGGCUUCAAAUCCUUAACGCCGCCGCUGACAAUUGUGCGUAAGAAGAUGGACGGCAAUCAAAAUCCGGACGAAUAUCUGCCAUCAGUGAUGACGUGCGUCAACUACCUAAAGCUGCCAGACUACUCGAACCGCGAGGUGAUGCGUCAAAAGCUGAAGAUAGCCGCCAGCGAGGGAAGCAUGAGCUUCCAUCUGUCAUAAAUCCAUUAGUCAUCGGAGGCAAAAGUGUUUUGUUCGUAUUUGAACGGGUCUGUGUUUAUGAGUCUUCGAUUGUAUACGAGAAUCAACAUCUACAGUCCGUUUUGAUGCAAUACACAACGAGACACGUUUUCUUCUUUCUGCGCGAUUAUCAAACAUCUCACAACAAAACGCGGCGCGUUGCCAUGGAUACGAUAUAUAAAUUUCUCUGUACGGUAGCUAAAUGGUACGAAAACGUCGCCCAGAAACUCCGGAGUACUCGUGCCGACGGGUCUGGGCGGUAAAACUAUCGUUGUAAAUAAUCCUUUUUUCUAUAGAGUUAUAUAUAAAGCUCACUACAAAUCUAAAAUAAUAUUGGGAUAAUAGAAUCGAAGUUGAAUAAUCGGGCGAUAAGUAAUAAAAUUAAACCACAGGUGACAUGAACAACCUUAUCAAUAAAUAGAAGUGCGAACCACACCAUUGGAAUCACAACACAUCUUCAAUGUAUGUUUGUGGUGAGAAAAUAAUCUCACAAAUAGGAAUCGCGGCACUAGGCUUGCGAGCUUUCUGUGUGCAUACUCGAGUGUUAGGUAAUAUUUCGAUUCGAAAGGGUGUGGAAAAGUUCCAGUCACUGGAAUGACAUACAUCUUUGCACACAGCUUGGCAUUUAAAUGAGAACUUAGUGAGAGGAUUUCCGUUUGCAGCCAAAACUAAGCAUACACUGCUUAAAAGAUACAUAUAGUUACAUCGAGUAAGACAAAUGAAAUAGGGAAUAUACUGGGGAACAGAAGAAUUGCAAGAGGUGACCGAAUCAACAAAUCAACUAACAAUACUAUCAAUAAUAAUUGCUAAAUAAGGUUACGGUAGUCACUAAAUGUUUGCUGCAUAUAACACAGAAGUAUCAAGAACAUAAACCACCACUUUGCAAAAGGUAUUUCAAUUGGUUACACAACGUUAAGCUUCUUCUGUUGCAUUAACGCAAUUGGUAUGUAUUGUGGGGUGGUACGCAGUUUUGUGAAAUCCCACCGCAUAAAAACAAAUGAACAAAGUUUAUUUUGGAUAUGACCGUUGGUUUCUGCUGCGCGAGUAAUUUGGAUCGAUUUAUUAUCUUCUGUGUUGUGGUUCAGUCACAAAGCGAACAAAUAAGAUGCAAAUUUAACCAAAUUGCAAAAACAAAGGAAGCAAAUAAAUGGGAGAAAUGUCCCAUCAAGUAGGAUGCAUUGAAAAAGAGAGAGCAUGUAGAAAUAUCGUGAAGUACGUUCGAUCCUGUGUCGAACAAUUGAGGCGAAAUGAAAGCCAAAAGCAAAUAUCUUUUUUAAUCACCUCUGCGUGCGAUUUUUAUGUUAAUGAAAUUUCAAACAAUAUAUUUCGAACAGUUCAGUGUCUAUUAAAAACAACUUUCAUGUUCAUUAAUAAGAAAAAUGAUUAUUGGAUAGUCAUUCUUUACUUCGAAAAAUAGAUCCUAGCCGAAUUAUUCCCAACUAAGUAAUGGUGUCGAGCACGUUUAUGAAUGCUUAUUCAUGAUUGAUAGAAAGGAAAAGAUUACGGCGCUAUGCAAAUCGCCACACUAAUAAAUCAAAUGUGCUUCUUCGACACAAACACAAAUUCUACCCAAAAGAUCGUAUUCGAUAAACAAUAUCGUUGGUAGUGUUUCAACAUAUUCACCGAAGUAUCGACAUACGUGUAUAUCUAGAGCUAAUAAAAUUCGAUGGUCAUGUGGUCAAAAUCAA
Molecule: messenger RNA, 11608 nt
Organism: Anopheles funestus (African malaria mosquito)
Lineage: Eukaryota; Metazoa; Arthropoda; Insecta; Diptera; Culicidae
Gene: ctrip
Product: E3 ubiquitin-protein ligase TRIP12
Exons: 9
Coding region: 768-9902 (3044 amino acids)
Biological process (GO): DNA damage response; proteasome-mediated ubiquitin-dependent protein catabolic process; protein polyubiquitination
Cellular component (GO): nuclear speck
Molecular function (GO): ubiquitin protein ligase activity; zinc ion binding
Source: RefSeq, a predicted model, not a curated record